AUGAUUUUGUUUAAAUUUAUUUAUUUUUAUUUUUUCUUCCAGAUAAAAUAUAAUUUUAUUAUUAAUAUGGGUUGGACAAAUUAUCAAAUUUUUUUGGUCGUACUUUUAGUUGUGACUGGAUCAUUUAAUACUCUCAGUACAAAAAUAAAUUCCUUUUUUUAUUAUCGGUGCCGAUGGAACUGUCAAUAUUUUGUUCAUCCAUUUUUUCAAACUGUGAUCAUGUUUUUAGGAGAAAUAUCUUGCUUGUUGGCAUUCAGACUUGUAUACUUAUACUUUAGAUUAAAAGAUAACACACAUGAAACAAGGGAAUUACUUAAAGGAAAUAAAAAUUUUAGCGUUUGGAUAUUUUGUUUGCCAGCCAUGUGUGAUAUUAUAGCAACAUCAGUUAUGAAUAUCGGUUUAACAUUAACAUAUGCAUCAUCAUAUCAAAUGUUAAGAGGAUCUUUGAUUGUUUUUGUCGCUUUAUUAUCUGUCGGUUUUCUACAAAGAAAAAUUCAAUGUAGAGAAUGGAUUGGAAUUGUUAUUGUUAUAAGUGGACUUAUUAUCGUUGGAAUUUCCGAUUUUAUGUUUAAUAAAGACAUUAAUGUUGAUACUAAUAGCGUAAUUACAGUUACAUCAGUUCAAAUUGUUUUAGAAGAACAUUUUGUUAGCGGUAAAGAUAUUCCUCCACUUCAAGCUGUCGGUUGGGAAGGAUGUUUCGGAUUCACCAUUCUCGGAUUUUUACUCAUUCCAUUAUAUUACAUUCAUAUUGGUAAACCUAUAAGUAAUGGUCCCGAGGGAAGAUUGGAAGAUUUGAACGAUACAUUCGUACAAAUCAAAAAUAAUCUCAUGCUUUUAUUUCCAAUAUUAGGAAAUGCUGUUUCCAUAGCUUUUUUUAAUUUUGCUGGAAUUAGUGUAACAAAGGAAAUAUCUGGCACAACUCGAACAGUUUUAGAUAGUGUGAGAACGUUUUUCAUCUGGGGUAUAACUUUAGCACUUGGUUGGCAAUCAUUUUCAGCACUUCAGGUAAAUUAA
Pediculus humanus corporis (human body louse) is the source of this 1014-nucleotide messenger RNA. RefSeq lists its product as uncharacterized. The transcript is spliced from 7 exons. NCBI's taxonomy places the organism in Eukaryota, Metazoa, Arthropoda, Insecta, Psocodea, Pediculidae. The record is from RefSeq and is a predicted model, not a curated record. Bases 1 to 1014 code for a protein of 337 amino acids. Gene Ontology annotation, cellular component: intracellular membrane-bounded organelle; membrane.